CAUCAUUGCAUUGAAAUUUUCAAUUGCCUGCCUACCUCACGUCCAUCACAACAUCCUCAUUUCCAUGAUUUUCAUCUUAAUCUAAUGCUUCCUCUUAAUCGACAACAUUUUGAUACAUACAACAAAGUUGGUAUCUUUUGCUUGGAUAAUUACAAUUUUUAAAUCAAUACACUAUGAGGAUGACUAGAGAAAAGAUGAAUGAGCAAAUGAACCAAUCCAGAAUAAAAAAAAACAAGAGAAAAAGGAAGAAAUCUAUAGGACAGUCAACCAAUUGCUUUUAAGAAGUCAGAAAAUUAUGCUCAGAGUCAGAAGUUAAAUCAGAAAAUUCAACACUAAAUUCCAAUGAAUUUUGACAAAAAUUGCUCCAUUUCCAACAAGUUUUCGGGUCUUUGAAUCUUGAUACUAUUUAUUUUGCUCACUCAACCGAAGAGCCUGCAAUAAAUUACAUUCCCCAAGUUCCCUCUCUACAAAAGAGUGGUUUUCCGGCAUUCAAACCCCAAACCCCAUAUUCUUUCUAACAGCCUUUCCCUCUCUUUCUAGGGUUUAUUGAUCGUAAUUACAACUUGCAAGCUUCAAUGGCAUCUUCAUCAUCAAAAGCCUCUUGCUUUCAGUGCCAGGAUUCAACCUCCAACUGCUUCAGAGACGGAUGGAGACUCCGUAACGGAGAACGCGCUCACCUCUGCUAUCAGUGCGCCUGUGUGUAUGAAGAAGGGAGGUUCUGUGAAACAUUUCAUUCAAACGAUGAUGGUUGGAGAGACUGUGAAUCUUGUGGAAAGUUAGUCCAUUGUGGAUGUGUUGUGUCAUUCAAUCAAUAUUUUCUUCUGGACUUUGGUGGGGUGAUUUGCAGAGAAUGUUCCAAGAAAAAUCUAAAGCUGGCACGAAAUCAGCGAUAUGCGCGUGAAUUUCAAACGGAUCCAACAGACGUACCGGAUCUUGCCAAGAGAAUACAGAUUGAACCUCACUAUUGGCCAGAUGGCAUUGUUUCAGACAUAAAAUGCAUCUCAAAAACCGUGAAACCUUUUCUGAAUCCUUUGUUUGAAAAAGUGUUGACUGCUAGUGAUGCUGACAUGAAGUUGGGCCGUAUAGUGAUUCCAAAAAGAUACGCUGAGGCAUUUUUUCCGGAAGUUUCUGCACCAAAAGGGAUAAUGAUGAAUAUUUUGGAUAUGGAAAGCAAAGAAUGGGAGUUUGCGUUUCGCUAUUGGCCUAAUUGUGGUAGCAAAACCUAUGUUUUAGAAGGCCUCAGAGAUUUUAUGUUUUCACGCAGAUUACAAGCAGGCGAUACAGUGUCGUUUUAUCGUGUGGAACCGGGGGGAAAGAUGGCCAUUGGAUUUAGAAAGACUUCAGUUGCGAAACCAGCUCAUCAGUGAAAAAGCACAUUCAUCCUGCAGCAAAUCCCUGCAAGUCUGCAUUUUAUGUGUCUAUGCUAGCGAAGAAGAUCUUCACUCGAGUACUUGCUGUCUUCUUAAAAUCAUAAUCUUCAGUUCUUGUGAAAGCAUUUUUGAUCUUAAACUUUAAAUGGUUACCCUUUGAAAGUAGAGUGUAACAUAGACAAAUUGACGCUCUCUUAUUUUGGUGAGAUAAUACUAAUAGUUUCCCUUGUUGGGUUUAUAAGAAUUUCUUAAUCGAGAUACUUUUGAUCUUUGAAAAUGGAAGAUUUGGUUCCGUAUAAGUUUACAAGUCCAUUUAUAUGAAAAGGGGCAAUAUAAGUUGUAUUUGUUGAUAAUGAGUCAAAUGGGUAUUGUAGAAAUAUAUCGGCUAAAACGGUAACAAGUUAAACGGGUUGAAGAGCUCCAAGAUUGUCUGAAGUGUGGG
Molecule: messenger RNA, 1812 nt
Organism: Lactuca saligna
Lineage: Eukaryota; Viridiplantae; Streptophyta; Magnoliopsida; Asterales; Asteraceae
Source: the annotation of a GenBank genome assembly